AUGCCACGCGGCGGCGCGGCCCCCUCGCCCGCCGCGCCGCCGCCCGCCUCCCCCGGCCCCGCCGUGACGCGCGGGCCCCGGCCGGGGCGCCCCCACCGCGCCCCCGGCGCCCGCCCCGGAGGACUCCUCUCCGUCAGACAAGUGACACGCGACACGAUCGGCGAUGACUCCGAGCGCGCUCUUCUCUCGCCGCCCCCCCCGAGGGCCGCCGUCCCGCCGCCGCGACGCUGCCGGGACUCGCCCGCCUUCUCCCGAGCCCGUCGUCCAUCCCAUCUCGGCACCGCUACUGCCACGGGCGGCGUCUCCCGAGGCCGCUCUCCGCCGCCGGCCCCGGGCACCCCCGCGGGACCCCGGCGCGCUCGACCGCCCGCCCUGCGGACGGACGCGGGCCCGGCGCCGUCGCUCGCCGGCCCUGUCCGCCCGAGCCCUCCAAAGCAAAGGCCCCCCCAAAAAACAGCGGCGGCCACCCCAAGGGCUGCCCCGUGCUCCGCACGCCUCACGCACGCAGCUUGGCUCCGCCGAGCAGCCUUUCAAACCACCCCGCUCCUUCCCCGAGGGCGCCGCGCCCGCCCCGGCCUCCCCGCCCGGCGCCUACCCGCUCCGACCGGCGGCCCGGUCCCGAAACGGCGCCGGGGACUCCCGUUCGGCUCCCUUACCCGCCGCCCGCCUUCCCGGCGAAAACGCCGCGGGCCGUCGCCCGCCGCGGUCUCCGCCGCCUGCCCGGCUUUUCCCCGCGACGCGCGGCUCCGCCGCCUCGCCGGCCCGUCCCCUCGGCCCCGGGAACGCGCGGCGCCGACCGCCUUCUGCGCCACACCCCGAGGCGGCUAUCUCCGCCGUGCCCCGAGGUGGCUAUCUCCGCCGUGCCGUGACCAGAACCCAAAGGAAGCACAAAACUCAAUGGGAAAAGCCCUUCGCGACCCCGACGCCGCUUCCCGACACCUGACGCCACGCCCGCGACCUGCCCGCCGCCGCGCUUUCCAAACAGACCCGAGAACCUCGCCGGCCCGCAGAGGCCGCCUUUCCCAAUGGCGUGGCGCCUCGCGCCCCUCCCGACCCCCCGAGGCCCCGGGACGCCGAAACCGCCGCGCUCCCGCGCCCCCCCUUCCCGCCGCUCCCGAGCCGGACGGGAAAUCGUCCGGGCCGACGGCCAGGAGGGCACCUCCCCGCUCCCGAAAGCUCCUCCGGGGACGACCGGCGGCCUACGACACGUGCACCGAAUGGCACCGUGACCCGGACGCAAAGCGCUCGGAGUCCCGCCUCCGCCGGGCCGGGCCGCGCCUACGGCGAGCCGACGCCGCCCCCCGUCCCCGCUCGGGCGGCUCCCGGACAAAAAAGGCCUCCAUAAUGGCCACACAGAAACUCUCCUCUCCGUGACCAAACCGGGACUCUUCAAAACCGUCGCGCCGCCAGCACAGAAAGCCGGGCCGCACGCAAGCGCGCGAGCGGCAAGCGAACGAAGGGGAGGCGGGGAUGGACCCCGCGGACCUCGCCGGCGCCCGCGCCGCCCCGGGCCCCCGCCGGCCGCGGAGGAGAACGCCCGCCAAACGCUACCUAGCCGCCUUCGCCGCCGCCUCGCGGGAACCCCGCGGGACGUCGCGCCCGCCCUCUGCCUGGGGCCCUCGCGCGGCCCUCUUUGCUGAAACGCUGCGGACGCCGCCUUCCGGCCGAGCGCGCCGCUUCCGAAGGCUCCGACAUCGCUUCCCGCGCGCCCGGGACCUCUCGCGUGCCGCCCUGCUCUCCCGCAAGCGGUCCCCCCAGCCCAGAGCCACGACCGCCACGGAUGCCCGUCGUCCGUCCCGCGGGCGCGUUGCCCCCGACAGUCCCGCCGCCGCAUCCCGAAGCCUUCCCGAGCCCGCGCCCCCGGGGCGACGCCGGGCGUCGGCCCGUCCGAAAGCCCGGCGGGCCGCCCCGGUGCGCGCCAGAGAGGGGUGCUCCCCCAGCUCCUCGCAGGCAUCUGUCUCCCUUUGAGCCAUCCCUCCCUCCCUCCCUCCCUCCCUCGAUUCUGUCCGCUUCUCGAGCACAGUAUUAUUUCCAGCCCCCAGGAAGGGAGGUGGCGGCAGCCACGGCGGCCGUGGCAAAACGGGACGACAUGCAAAACGGAUCGCGUUACGACUCGCGGCGCCCGCGACGCGAUCCCGCUCCCGCGGAAACGGUACCCGGUCUCCUCGCGCCGCGACGCCGCUCCCUCGCCGGCGAAGCUCGGCCGCCCGGCGCUUCUCCCCGUGCUUUUCCUUCCCGGUCCGGUCCGGUCGCCUUUCCGGUCCUCCUCGAGCGGACGGCCGUGAAGCACGGCCGCGAGGACCGCGCCGGACGCGCGGAGCCCUCCCGCGCCCGACGCCGCGGCCCGGCGGGAGCCCCGGGCGCGCGUCUCCGGCGGCGCGCCCGUCCCGAGAAGGUGCCGUCCGCGGCGGCCCUUUCCCGCGUGCCGGCGCUCCGCCGCCCGGCGCGGUCGCGGGGCGGCCGCCGACCCUCCCCGGCCUUUCUCCUCCCGCGCGGGGCUCCGGGGGACGGGCUCGCGUCCGAGUCGUUCGUUCGCGCGGCGAGGAGGUCCGCUCCUGAGUUUCCGUCGAUAAUUGUAUUAAAAGGUGAAUAUACUACCUGAGAUUUGUGCAUGUUACAUUGUAGUUGUAACCUUUUCUAAUUCGGCAAGAAUAAGAGAUGGUUGUGAUUGUGCAGUGUAUCAAUAAAGUUUGCCAAACUUUGUA
Dromaius novaehollandiae (emu) is the source of this 2705-nucleotide messenger RNA. Its product is annotated as basic proline-rich protein-like. The transcript is spliced from 2 exons. Bases 1 to 1374 code for a protein of 457 amino acids. The record is from RefSeq and is a predicted model, not a curated record. Lineage: Eukaryota; Metazoa; Chordata; Aves; Casuariiformes; Dromaiidae.